This is a messenger RNA of Helicoverpa zea (corn earworm), 1449 nucleotides long. RefSeq names its product lipase 3-like. Gene Ontology annotation, biological process: lipid metabolic process. The record is from RefSeq and is a predicted model, not a curated record. Lineage: Eukaryota; Metazoa; Arthropoda; Insecta; Lepidoptera; Noctuidae. The transcript has a single exon. The coding region runs from base 1 to 1449 and encodes 482 amino acids.
AUGAAUAUUCUAAUAUUAACUCUGGUGAUAUUACUAUGUCUUAAUCAAAAUGUGACCGGUCAUCCGCUGUUUGACCUCCUCGCUGCAAAGUUAAAUGAUUUCGCCUCCACUGUGACAAAGACUUUCCAUCACAUAAGACUAGAAGUAAGAAAACUGUUCCAGCCGCCGCAUACAUACGAACAACUGCCGUCAGCAUCACUUCAGUAUGGGGAUUCAAUUUUCAAGAGGACUUUCAACGAUUUUGUGGAAAUGACAGCUGCAGAAAACGAGACGGAGAUUCCUGAAUACAUCAAUUUGAAGUCUGAGCCGACUGCUCUCAUGUCGACUCCGCAGCUGGCCACCUUGCACGGGAGGAGAGUGGAGUCGCAUCUUGUCCACACUCGAGAUGGCUACAUGCUUACCCUGCAUCGAAUAUCUCCCAGAACCGAUAGGACUCCUGCAAUGAGAGUAGUGAACCAAACAGUGCUACUUCAUCAUGGAUUACUCGGCAGUUCCGCAGAUUGGAUUCUACUGGGACCUGAAAAGUCGUUACCUUAUAUCCUUACCGAUUUUGGGUACGACGUCUGGAUGGCUAAUGCGAGGGGUAACUACUAUUCACGUGGCCAUAUUAGAAUGUCAGUAGAUUCGGAGGAGUUCUGGAAAUUUUCGUUCCAUGAAAUAGGAGAAUACGAUUUGCCCGCGGUUGUUGAUUAUAUUCGAUAUGUAAAAAAAAGCAACGACCCUAUCGAUUUUGUCGGACAUUCAAUGGGUGCCACAGCACUUCUUGUGAUGCUUUCGACUUUACCUGAGUACAAUCAGUAUUUAAGAAUUGGAAUUCUUUUGGCACCCCUAGCUUUCAUGAGUAAUGUUGAAGGGCCGUUUAAAGUUCUGACAGCCAUGGCAAACAGCCCACCUGCGCAACUGCUGAAACUAAUAGGAAACAAAGAAUUUGUACCAACACGGAAAAUCCCAAAAUGGCUUGCGCUGAAGUAUUGUAAAGGACCCUUAUUGUUUUGUUGCAAUCCAUUAUAUUUCAUCAGUGGUGGAAUUCCGGAAGACAACCACGCGUGGAAUCUUAGCUUUCUAGCGAGAAUGCUGUACCACGUGCCAGCCGGCGGAUCUACUGAUACAAUGCUUCACUAUGCUCAGAUUGUAAAAAGUGGCAAGUUUCAUAAGUAUAACAAAGUUCAUGAAGAGUAUUCGUUGAACAAGAUAUCGUUGCCCAUCGUUUUGUUCAGCUCCAGUGAGGAUUGGCUGGCCACAAUCCCAGACGUAUUGAGAUUGUAUUUCAGCAUAACGAAUCCAAUAGAUCACUACAUUAUACGAGGCAGGAACAUGAGUCAUACCGAGUUCGUUUGGGGUGCUCACGCGGAUGAAUUAGUUUUCACAAAAAUAAUUGAAUUUUUAGACAGUGGCAUAAGGGUGCUCGGCAGUACCAAAAGCAAUGAAGUUCGGAAUGAUCUUGAUUAA